Cladocopium goreaui is the source of this 3033-nucleotide messenger RNA. The record is from the annotation of a GenBank genome assembly. Lineage: Eukaryota; Dinophyceae; Suessiales; Symbiodiniaceae.
GAGGCCUCCAGUCGCUUCGAGGCACUGACCUCACGGGUGCGCGAGGAGUUGCUGCUGCGCCAGGAAAAGUCCAUGGACAACAAUGGCGGCUUGCGGGGCUUCUACCGGAUAGAUGGCAGGGAUUUUGAUGACUUGGACCUGUCCUUCAAGUUCAUUCCCUUGGCAUGUUUUGCUGGAGCCAACGUGCUGCUUACCACCCUGCUUUUCACGCGUCGUUUGCUCCUCUGCUUGGCUGCACUGUUCCUGGUCGCCGCAGCUGGGGCCGCAACCUCUAUGAUUGAGGUGCGACCGGUCACCGCGGUCACGUGGCAGCUGCUGGCAGUGCACGCUGCAGAAGUGGCCCUGGCCGCAAGUUCUGUCCUCUCCUACAAUGGCAAUCGGGUUCUGAUCAAGUUGCAGAUGUUCAAAGAUUUGUUCAGUGAAGAGCAACUGGAGCGCGGCACGGCAUGGCGCUGGAUGACCUCAUGGCUUCAGAUGCCCGUGCAGCUCUUCAUGCCUAGUUUGGGAAUGCUGCUGACCCUCCUAGUCCUCAGUCAAGUGGUGGAAGGAAUUCCAAUGGCGCAGGAGGCAAUCCACACGGCCCUGCCCGGAAUUUCGGUGAUCUUACUCUGUGGUCCCAGUCUCUUCGUCCCAGCCAUUUUGAUGGGUGAUUGGAUGGCUGAAGCCAGACAAGAACGAGAUGACCCCUGCAUUUCGCCUUGGUUAUUGCCCAAGGAGUUGAUUUGGCGUCCACUGAGUAAAGACCAGCGCCGGCGCCGCCGGCGCUAUGCUCUCUUUGGGAUUCUCAGUUACAACCAUCGAGCCGCUUGUCCUUUGCUGAUGCUUCUGGUGCUGGUCCUGCUGAUUGUCACCUUCACCCGGACCCAGGAACCUUUGAGCACAUCCACACCGCAUCUUUUUGGUAAUGGGCAGCUCUUUCGCGAAGCGCAAGCUGCUAAGGCCGCCCUUGGAGCCCUGCCCUCGGCCGAGCGCAUGCUUCAGAGUUCCCUCCGCAACGCCACCGCGUGCCGCAUCGAUGCGGACUCGGGCAUUGAGUGUUCCUGGUUUUCCUGCACCGGAGACAAGGAGGCGGAACUGCCCGAAGAGAGCUGCACCUGCGACUUUCGCUUGCCCUUUGAGUUUCGCUCCACCUGCCGAGCUUCAGCAUUCUUCAGCGGUACCAAUGAAGUGCCAGAGGGCUUUUGGUCGUGGACGCAGCAGAAAGUGGGGAUGACCUUUCUAGGCAAUGCCAGCAGCGCCGAAGCACCACCGCUAGAAGUGGAGGAUUGGAGCAGUGGACAGAAUCUGCUACAAAAGCAGGUGUCCAGUUCCAUUCUGAUCCAGACAAUGGGCUUGAGCUGCUUUCGGGCUAUUUGCUAUUGCGGACCUCGACGCUGUGUCAAACCGGAAGCGUAUCAAAGCCUAGGCGUGAUGCCGAUUCCAGUCACAACCAGCACAAGUCUUCCCAGCACUGUGCCAACUACUGAUGUGUUCAUUGUUUGGGGCUUGCAGCAGCAGACCUCUGUGACUGCCACAGCGGAUCUCCAAUGGACCUGGAAUCCCAGCAUGAUGGCAGAACCGGAGGCACAGCGUGAGUUGCUGAGAACCUGUUUGGCAACGCCGCCAGAAUUUGAGAUCAUCUCGCGCCGGUGUUUCGCCCUAGAUUUUCAGCAAUGGCUGGAGAGCCGUGGGGAGAGGUUUCCCGUGGCGCUGACCGAUUUUCCAGAUCGCUUGGAGACUUUUGCUGUGGACAGCAAGGAGAAGUAUUUCUGGCGCUCACCCAGUGGAGAUCUCGCGGGCACCGUGGCGCGGCUACGGGUCUUGAAAAACGACCUGACAACUUCGGAGCUGGUCACAGGCUGGCAACGCUACCUGAGGCUCAGGAAAAUGGCUCCAUGGAGUUCCAGAGCAUGGUUGGCUUUCGAAGAUUCGAGUCUUAGUGAGGCAGAAGAACGUCACCUCCUUGAGGUGGCGACUGGACACGUUGCGGCCAUCUUCGUGGGCAUGUUGGCGGCCUGGACGUGUGUCUUCACUUGUAGCCUUCGAAUGGCACUGGCAGCAGCCUGUUCUGGAGGGUUUUCUCUGCUGGCCUUCUUCUUGUGUAGACCAUUGAUCCCUCAGUCGGCGGUGCUGCAGCUGUGGUGUCUCGUAGUGCUGGUGACAACCUUGGUCGCCCCAAUGACUCGCUUCCUCUUCUUCUACAGCAGUGCCAGGAACGGUCCUGGAAGGCGAGUGAAGAACGAGAGAAGCAACAGCUUCGAGAUCCAGGAUACGAUGGACUUGACUUCCAUCAGCAUGCCAGGUAUGCCACGCGACUCCACACGACAGGAAUCCAUUCCACGAAGCCAGACACAACGCCUGCUGAGUGUGGAGACCGAACAGACUGCGCAGCUGCAGAAAGAGCAAGAAGACCAAAAGCGACUUGCACAGGUAGCUGCUGAGAGAAAGGAAAUGCAGAGUCUCUUCCGCCCCUCGGCGAUCCACUCGGAGCGGCGCAAUCGCAGCACCACGGCCUUGUGCCACUCCGCCGAGAUCACUGUGGGCGUGGUGCUGUCGUUGAUCUUUUCAUGGCUCACCUUAUGGUCAGCGGCUCCGGAUGCCUUAGCGCAGGUUGCCCGUAUCUUUCCUGUGCUCGCAGUGAUCUUGCUCACAGUGAUUCUGUGCGUGUCUCCCAUUUUGAUCCUUGCUGGCCUGGGGGCUUCCAGGGUGUGGCGACAAGCGAUGAUGGCCUACAUCGGUGCCAUCACAGGCUGGAACCGGCGCUUCGGCGGCCCCGCCUGCAGCUUUCCAGAGCUUCGAACGCCACAGGAUGACGAGUUGGAAGUCAGCCGAUCCAUCAAGGUGCUGGGCUGGCCUUUCAACCGAGUCCACCUCGACGCCGAGCGGUCCACUGGCCUCACCGAAAGCCCCGGUGCUCCGAAAAAGCCGGUGCUGACCGGACCCACCGAGGCUGAUACCUAUGGACUGAGCCGGCAGUGAGCCUUUUUCGGAGAGCGACACGGACAGCGCGCCUGCCUGCGCGGCAUGGAGAGCUACCUACCGUUUGACCAUCCC